GGAGUCUGGGGAUUUUGUUUGGGAUGAGAUUAGGGGAAAAAGAGGACGCAAUGGAGGAGGAGGAGGAGAGGGGUUCCGCUGCGGCGCCGCUGCAGCUUAAGCUCCUUCCUCUCUUGCCUAAUUCCGCGCAGCCUUCGUUUUCCCAGCUGCGGUUCCCAUGGGCGUCCGAGGCCGGGAACGUGGAACUGUCGAUGCGAGGCUUCGAUGUGAACCGGGCGCCGUCUGCCGGGGAAGCCGAGGAGGUGGCGGCGGCAUCGUCGUCGCCCAACAGCACUGUCUCUUCCUUCCAGAUGGAGUUUUCCGCCGGGGGAGGCGAGGGCGGAGCGCUGCCGGUGGAAAGGGCCUGUUCGAGAGCACUUUUUGUGUCUAUUUGGAGAUCUUCACUUUAUAAAGUUUUGCGAGCUGGUUUCGACAAAAAUCGCGUUGCAGAUAGCAGAGCAAGAUUUGGUUGCCGGGUCAUUUAA
Molecule: messenger RNA, 464 nt
Organism: Zingiber officinale
Lineage: Eukaryota; Viridiplantae; Streptophyta; Magnoliopsida; Zingiberales; Zingiberaceae
Product: homeobox-leucine zipper protein HOX11-like
Exons: 3
Coding region: 24-464 (146 amino acids)
Cellular component (GO): nucleus
Source: RefSeq, a predicted model, not a curated record